Brassica napus (rape) is the source of this 3749-nucleotide messenger RNA. RefSeq lists its product as uncharacterized. The transcript has 2 exons. The coding region runs from base 2118 to 3296 and encodes 392 amino acids. The record is from RefSeq and is a predicted model, not a curated record. Lineage: Eukaryota; Viridiplantae; Streptophyta; Magnoliopsida; Brassicales; Brassicaceae.
AUCAUAUAUAAUAAAUUUCAUUUCUAAAUAUAUUUUUCAUUUCUAGAACUAUAUAACAUGUACUCUAAGCAAAGUAAACUUAUAAUUUUAAUAAAACUUUUUUUGAUCAACAAUAAAACUUAUAAUAAACAUAAAAACUGAAGAAAAGUUAGAAACCAAAAUUCUAUCGCUGUACGAAAUGAGAUUAUAAACAAAAAUUCCAAAACAACUAAGAUUAAAGAAUAAAACUUAUUCUGUCAGUUGAGAAAAUAAAUUAUAACAACCAAAAAAAUUCCUAUUGGCUGAUUCACAAACACAAGGAUCAAGCUUUUCACUAUCGGAUGAGACUGGAUCCAAUGGACCAAAGUUAUUCCUUUUCUUCAGAUAUCCAUACAUAUGCUUUCUUCACUGCUGGCCUCCUCAUGAUCAUCUCUUCUCUUUCGUCAGAAGAUCUCUCCUCCAUGUCUCUCCACCCUCGCAAGAUCUCUGCCUUGAUCUCUCUCCAUCUUCUCUACUGCCCUCCGUUAAUGGUCGUUUAUUAUAAGUCUUACUUUCAUCAAUCAUCAUCUCUCUUCUGCAUGGUUUGAUUUUGGUGUCUCACCAUUUGAUGUCAUGCUCGCUGUCUCACCACCACUCCACCACGGUGGAGGAUGCAGAAGAACCUUGAUGGUGGAGGAUGCAGAAGAAGCUUGAUGGUGGAGGAGACAAGCCAGCCGUGGUCGCAGUGGCUGUUGGAUCAAUUAAAUGCCUUUGGGCUUUAAUGAUAUUAUGAAAAGGAAUGACAUGGGCUUUGUACAAACAAACCCAUAAGUAUGUAAUAAGAGGAAUGGGAAAGAGUCCCACAUCGGGGAAAUGGAGCCAAGGAGAGUAGUAUAUAAUUGUAUCCUCUACUACCUUGGUUUAAACGGCUCAGUAGGAGAGACGGCUCUCCAUGCGUUUGCCGCCGCUGGUCGGUUCCGCGUGGGCUUGUGUUUGGUGGAGGGCCUCAGGAACUAAAUUAAUCUCGAUGUUUUGCCAUUUAAUUUCCUAAACAACGGCAUGCAUAUUAUUUUAAACAACACGUUGUUCGUUUAAAAACACUUGCAGAUGAAGUUUUGGAACGAUUUGCCUCCGAGAUCCUCGCGAGAUUUCCGCCAACGUGCGCACGUGCUGCAUCAGUUACGGAAAGUGGCUCGCCUUCUCCUCUUUAUAAACUCGUCUCCUCCUUCAUUUUUCAUUACGUUUUUUCACAACCAAAACCAUCAAAUCCUAUAGUGUAAGUCUAGAUAGUGUUUCGUAGAAAUAUUGGUUCGUUAGAGGUUCUUCACGAGUGUCGCGUGAUGACCUAUCAUGGUUUUAUCCUGGGACUCAUAUUCGUACUGAUCCCUCGCACUAACGGAGAGAAUAUUAAGAGUUAAGGAAAGAGAUUCGUCUCGACUCGAUGGUUUCAUUUUUCGUUACGGUUUUGAAUCGUCUAUAUAUUUUCCUUAACAUCGUUUAUAUUAUAUCAUUUCUUUUGAUCCGGUUUUUCGGCUUCUACAAUCUUAACUCUUAUUUCGCUUUCUAUCUAAACCGUUUGAUCGGGUUGAAAAACGAUUAAUAAAAAACGGGUUUUGGAACCGUUGUUGCAAUUUGCUUUCUAGCACUUCCGCGAAACGUUUGUUCUUAUUUCAGAACCGUGUUUGCGAUUUGCUUUCUAGCACUUCCGCGAAACGUUUGUUCUUAUUUCAUAACGGGGUUUGCGAUUUGCUUUCUAGCACUUCCGCGAAACGUUUGUUCUUAUUUUAUAACCGUGUUUACGAUUUGAUUUCCAGCACUUCCGCGAAACGUUUCUUGUUUAUUUCAUAACGAUUUGUGGAUUGCUUUGUAGCAUUAUCGCGAAACGUUUUUUGAUAUACGAUUCUUAAAACAAGAGUAUACGAAUCGUUUCCAUAACCGCUUCCUUAAGUGAGUUUAUGAAACAUUCUAAGUCUACACAAAACGGUUUCUGCGAACGCUUUUCUAAGCGAGCUUGCAAAACGUUUUUCCAGACGUAUAUCGAUAUGAUUUGGUUCAAACACCAAAAAUGAACAUUGAUUUUAGACUAUUAUUUUCUUUAAAAUAAUAUGUUAUUUGUUGAAUGGAGUACUAAUCCGUUUUAAUGUUUUCUCUACAGAAAAAUGACAAACGAUAACAACACCCCCAUUGACACCACCAAUGUCACAACAACUCCACUCAACUUUGCAGCCACUGAUGCAACUGUGACAACUGCUGGAAACAUCACAGUGUCAACCGCUGCAGCAACAACAAGCACUAUCCUCCCUGCAGGAAAUGCUGCUGAUGAUACCACUCGCUGUAGCCUAUUCGGUGCUGGUCUUUAUCAGACGGGUUCAGUUUCAGCAACCGCAAGUGGUCCGGUGGCAGUUCAAACUCCUCCGUCUGUCCCUAGCGUGUUCACUCAAGGACUGAUGCCAGACAAGUUUGAUGGCAAAGGCUUCAAAACGUGGCAGAAGAAGAUGAUGUUCUUCCUGACAACGAUGAAGCGGGACAAGUUCAUCCAGGAGGACAAGCCUCUUAUUCCUUACGGGAUUGAUGAUGUUCAAAGUCUCGCAACUGUUGACAUAUGGGUGCAUUCUGACUUCAUCUGCAAAGGUUACAUUUUAGGUCGUCUCAUUGACCCAUUGUACCGUGUCUACUGUGAGAUCCCCACGGUAUGGAGAUUACUGGACAAGAAGUACAGAGCUGAGGACGCUGGCUGCCAGAAGUAUGUGGUCUCAAAAUUCCACGACUUCAAAAUAGUGGAUUCAAAACCGAUCACGGAUUUCAUUUGCCAUGAAAUCGCUGCUGAAGGAAUGUCCAUCUGCGAGACAUUCACAACUCUCAGCUUCAUUGAAAAGCUUCCUCCAAGCUAUGCGGAUUUCAAGAACUACUUGAAUCACAAGAAGAAGAAGAUGGGGCUCGAGGAGCUCAUCAUGAGGCUUCAGAUGAAAUCCAGAAAUCGAACUGCUGACAAGGUCACUACUAAGGAGCACAGUGUCAACAUGGCUGAGCACAAAGGCAAAGGAAAGGCACACGCCCAUUCUCCUGCCAAGCCUUCCAAAACUGCUGCAGCCCUGAAGGCUUCUGGAAAAAACUUCAAGAACAAAGGCAUUGAUAUCAAUGCGAAUGCGAAUGUGGAGAAGUUCAAGGGGAAGGGUCACUACUGCCACAAAGUGGGACACAAGACUGCUGAGUGUCGUAGCAAGAUUAGAGAUGAGAAGCAUCAAGCGAAUCUCACUGAGGAGGAUCUCGUUGCAAUGGUGACUGAGGUCAAUGUGGUUGAAGGCAGCAACCCCAAGGAAUGGUGGUAUGACACAUGAGCGAACACCCACAUUUGAUAGUGCGAUGUUUAGAACUUAUCAGAAAAGCAAGACUAAGGAGAAGCUGUUCAUGGGAAACACUGCAGUCUCCAAUAUUGAAGACCGCGGAAAUGUGGUUUUGAAGAUGACAUCAGGACGUGAAGUCACUCUGACGAAUGUGAAGCAUGUGCCUAACAUGGGGAAGAACUUGGUCUCGGGAACCUUGCUCAGCAAGAAUGGAUUCGCCACAAGUCUUGAGGCGGACAAGCUCGUGAUUAAGAAGAAUGGGAUGUAUUUGGGAAAGGGGUAUGUUAAGGAUGGACUUGUCAAGAUGAAUGCAAUGACAGUCCCUCCGAAAGUUGUAGCUCCAAUUGUUUCAAUGAAUAAGAAUCCGGUUGCUUAUUUGGGUGAGUCUUUUAAUGAAAGAUUAAGCCAUGUAAACUACAAAUCUAUACAAAGAUUAAUGAAUUUAAA